Molecule: messenger RNA, 3100 nt
Organism: Mercurialis annua (annual mercury)
Lineage: Eukaryota; Viridiplantae; Streptophyta; Magnoliopsida; Malpighiales; Euphorbiaceae
Product: filament-like plant protein 7
Exons: 6
Coding region: 257-2719 (820 amino acids)
Source: RefSeq, a predicted model, not a curated record
UUUUGUGUCCGGAAAGCCAAAUUUCGGACACGUUUCCGCAACGGAAAAUGUUGAUUAAAUGAAGUGUUGGUCUUACUUAUUGUAGUGGUCCUGGUGAUGAUGCUCUUGAAUGAGUGACAAAUGUUUGAAGUGGUUGUUGAGAGAUCAUAAUCUGUAGUCAGGACAAAUGUUUGAUAUUUUGAUUGUUGUGAUUUUGUAUUUUAUGUUCAUCAGGAUGGUUCUUCUCAAAUUUUUACUGUGAGUAGAGAGUGAAACCAUGGAUAAAAAGUCAUGGCCUUGGAGGAAAAAAUCUGCAGAAAAAACAAUCAUUGCAACUAACAAAUUUGACAUUUCUCCGAAAGGAAUCGAUGAACAGAUUCCGAAACCUCCGGUGGCCGAUGAAGUGAGACCGGUUGGACCUGUUAGGAAUUUGAGUGAGAUUAUAGCUUCAGUGCUCCUUGAUUCUCAUGCUAAAGAUGCUCUUGUGUUAAAACAAGAAAACUUAGCACAAGAAGAAAAAGCAGGCCAGGAAAAAGCAGAAGUUCAAGUAGUUUUCUUGAAGAAAGAACUAGAUGAAGCUAUUAAGCAGAGUGUUGCUGCAAAUGAAAAAAUAACCGAUUCAGACGCUGCUUUAAAGCACUGCAUGCAGCAACUGAGUUCUCUUCGGGAAGAACAGGAGCGAAAAACACUUGACGCUGCCAUGAAGGCGUCAAGUGAGUCUGAGAAAGAGCGGAAACAUUUUGAAGAGAAGUUCAGAGAGAUGAGCAGACGACUUGCGGAUUUAGCUAUCGAGAAUACGAAUAUGAGUAAAGCCCUUGUACUUAAAGAGAAAUCGUUUGAAGAACUGCGUAAACGCUCUUCUCAGACAGCAGCGGAAUUCAAUGGAUUGAUGACUAGAUUAGAAUCAACCGAAAAGGAGAACACAUUUCUGAAAUAUGAGUUUCAUAUGCUUGAGAAAGAGCUCGAGGUUCGUAACGAGGAGCUGGAGUAUACCCGUCGUUCUGCGGAGGCAUCACACAGGCAACAGUUGGAGAGUAUUAGGAAAAUCACAAAGUUAGAAGCAGAAUGCCAGAGGCUCCGUAUCCAAAUGCGAAAAAAGCUGCUGGGUCCUUUUGCUUCAGCAAAGAUGAAGAAUGAAGUCGAGAUGCUCGGAAGAAAACCGAAUCCUAUACGAGAUUUGGUUCUUCGAGAGACACACUCGGAAAAGUCUCCUGAAAUUCCUGUCAGGAACAUCAAUUUUCUAGUUGAGCAACUGCGAGGUACAGAAGAAGAAAAUCGAGUCCUCAAAGACAUACUAACCAAGAAGAACGCUGAACUUCGAGCUUCAAGGAUCAUGUAUUCAAACACGGCCUCACGGUUGUCACAAGUCAAGUGUACAAGUCCAUUGUCGAAUGAACUACAUCGAAGUCCAGUUUUUGACACCGGAAGUGAUGAUGGAGUUAGCUCCUCUGGAUCAUGGGCUAAUGCUCUAAUUACAGAGUUGGAACAUUUCAGAGAUGCUAAACUCAAGAGCUCACCAGACUGCAAGUCCAUUGAAGUUUCAGACAUUAGUUUGAUGAAUGAUUUUGUUGAGAUGGAGAAAUUAGCUAUACUUUCUUCAGAGGCGCCUUAUGGAGAUCGUAAUCACCUUCUCUCAGCCGAUAGACAACUAAUUCCAGUCGUCCAACGUAAUGCUGGCUGCAUUGAAAAAAUGGACAAUUCUUUUGACUGGCUUCAAGAGGUUUUGAGUGCAAUCUUCAAACAACAGCGCAUAUCAAAACGAAGUCUCAUCGAACUUCUCGAUGACAUUAAAAUUGCUUUGGGCUAUAUGAGUCAUCCACCAGUGGAAUCAGAUGACCAGAAUGUGUGCAAUCUGCAAGAAGAAAACAAGAGACUAAAAGAUGAACAGACGAGUGUAGAGGCCAUGCUUCAGACCACAACUAAUACGGUUGAGACUUUGACAAAGAAGCUUCAGGAAUCAGAAGAAAGAAUUAAAAGCUUAAAUUUAGAAUUGGAAACUAUUAAAGCAUCAAAGGGAACGUUCGAGGAUCAGAUUGAAAACCAGAAAUUAAUCAAUGAAGAUCUUGAUACUCAGCUUGCAGUUUCAAAAGCUAAAUUGAAUGAGGUGUUACAGAGAUUCUCAUCUUUGGAAGUUGAAUUAGAAGAUAAAUAUAAUUGUUGUGAAGAGCUAGAAGCAACUUGUCUCGAGCUUCAGUUCCAGCUCGAAAGCAGUGUUGCAAUGAAGGAUUCUCUCAACUACAGCAUAAAUGACGACACGCGACACCAAGACGAUUUGGAGAUAACAGCAGCUUCUUUGAAGCUGGCAGAAUGCCAAGAGACUAUCCUUAACCUCGGAAAACAACUGAAGGCACUCGCGACACCAAGGGAAGCAGCCUUGUUCGACAAGGUAUUCAAUACUUCUAAUUCAACAGCCACAGCGACAUUUAAUAAGCACUUGAACAGGCGUUUCUCUUUGCGUGAUCAAAUGCAAGCUGAAGAUACUGCUAAGGGAAUAAUUGUAAAAUCUCCUACAAAAGAUUCAAGAAAUCUCUCUAAUAAUGUCACUGCCUCGGGUACCCCAAAUACCCUGAUAUGUGCACCAGAAGCAAAGCCUGAUCCGAAACACAAACACAAUAACACCUCAGUUGGAUCUCUGGCAAUAAUUGUACCUGUUAAGAAACAAGGAGGAGCUAGUUUUCUAAGGAGGCUGCUAAUGCGAACUAAGAAACGAAACAGCAAGAAGUCCCGUUUCAAUCCUUAGCGAAGAAGAUACAGCUGCGUAAAGCUGCAAAAUCGAAUUGAACCAUGCCAAUGUUGCUCAUAAUUUGGCGCAUCAUAUAUGUACUGUUCUACCGUAUUGUUCGUUUCUUGUUGCCGAUACGGAGAUUAGGCAGCGAGGGGCAGAGCCAGGUGUAGCUUGUCUUCCAAGUAAUACUGAAUUGUGUGUACAUAUGUGUUUUGAGGGUCUUAAAGGGGUUAUUUUAUAACACCAAUAAUUGAGAGAAUGGGAAGGCAGACUCUGCCUGUUGCUUUAGUUGAGGUUUAGUGAAUGUUUGAUGUAUAUAUUGAUGGUUUUAUUUCAUUCAAUAAAGUAUGUGUAGUGUAAUGUAGAAAAGUGAUAUUUAACCCGAAUGUUUCUUUA